This is a messenger RNA of Trichoderma atroviride IMI 206040, 465 nucleotides long. The record is from RefSeq and is a predicted model, not a curated record. Lineage: Eukaryota; Fungi; Ascomycota; Sordariomycetes; Hypocreales; Hypocreaceae.
AUGGCAACAAUCAACACCAGCGUGAUUUACGUCCUGAAAAACAGCUUCACCGCUGCAGCCAAGAUUCUUGCUCAGUCUUCAUUCGACGGCUCUCUUUCCAUGGUCAACGCAAGCAAUGUUACAUCCAACAGCCUCUGGUUCCUCACGCCUACACACACUGCUCACCAGUACCACCUUCAUACUGUUGCCAACGGUGUGCAACGGUCCCUGGAUGUCAUUAAUGAUAACGGAGUGCAAAGCAUCGGACUCCACAUGACUGGGACGGGAGACUUCUCGGGCCAAUAUUGGCAGUUUAACAACGUGCCGGGAAACUAUCCUUAUAAGCUGAGCAACGCCUUCACGGGACCCAGCAAGUAUCUGGAUGUUUAUUCGGACACAUAUGUAGCUCAUCUGUCCAGUGGUGAUUUUAGCGGUCAAUACUGGUCGCUGACGCCUGCAAACACCGUCAUUGUGACUACGUCUUGA